Molecule: messenger RNA, 3502 nt
Organism: Manihot esculenta (cassava)
Lineage: Eukaryota; Viridiplantae; Streptophyta; Magnoliopsida; Malpighiales; Euphorbiaceae
Product: polyribonucleotide nucleotidyltransferase 2, mitochondrial
Exons: 16
Coding region: 156-3032 (958 amino acids)
Biological process (GO): mitochondrial RNA 3'-end processing; mitochondrial mRNA catabolic process
Cellular component (GO): mitochondrion; chloroplast stroma; cytosol
Molecular function (GO): 3'-5'-RNA exonuclease activity; polyribonucleotide nucleotidyltransferase activity; RNA binding
Source: RefSeq, a predicted model, not a curated record
UUGUACUUGAAAAAAAAAAACACUCUGGCAGCCUAAAAUCCGCCCCCUCGACCCUGCCACCUUCGACAAAAGAAAAAGGAGACCCUGGCCCCUUAAACCCUAAACCUCUCCACUCUCUUCUCUUCUCUACUACUGUUUCUUCUCUAGCGUGGUCAAUGUCCUCGUUAGCAAGCAGAGCCAAUCCUCUCCUCAGUUCUCUUCCUCAUUUCCUCACAUGGCGCGCGCUCGGCUUCCGUACCAUCUGCAGUGGCCGCCUCGGCUUCGCAUCCUCCGACCCGGACCCACCAGUAGCUGGAACCAAAGUCCUCGAGACUUUCAAAGAAGAGUUCGAGAUAGGAUCACGCCUUAUUACACUUGAAACUGGAAAAAUCGCUCGAUUUGCUAACGGCUCUGUCGUUUUAGGCAUGGAAGAAACUAAAGUUCUAUCCACAGUCACUUCUGCUAAAGGCGACUCUGUUCGAGACUUUUUACCUCUCACUGUUGAUUACCAAGAGAAACAAUUUGCCCAAGGUGUAAUUCCUAAUACAUUCAUGCGAAGGGAAGGUGCUCCAAAAGAACGUGAGCUUUUAUGUGGUCGUAUCAUUGACCGACCUAUUCGACCACUCUUCCCAGCUGGAUUUUACCAUGAAGUGCAGGUAAUGGCAAGUGUUCUUUGUUCAGAAGGGAAACAAGAUCCAGAUGUAAUGGCAGCUAAUGCAACGUCUGCUGCUCUUAUGUUGUCAGAUAUUCCCUGGGGUGGACCCAUUGGAGUGGUACGCAUGGGAAGGAUUUGUGGACAGUUUAUUGUUAAUCCCACCAUGGAUGAGCUCAACUUGAGCGAUCUGAAUUUGGUAUAUGCCUGUACAAAGGACAAAACAUUAAUGAUAGAUGUGCAAGCCAGGGAGAUAACAGAGAAAGAUCUGGAAGCAGGAUUAAGACUGGCACAUCCAGAGGCUGUUAAGUUUCUUGAACCUCAAAUCAGACUUGCUGCAAGAGCUGGUAAGAAUAAGAAGGAUUAUAAACUGUCUAUGGUCUCUGAGAAAACAUUAGAAAAAGUUAGAAACUUGGCAGAAACACAAAUUGAAGCUGUUUUUACCGAUUCCUCAUAUGGCAAGUUUGAACGUGGAGAGGCUUUAGAUAACAUUACACAAGAUGUAAGAAGAAAACUUGAAGAAGAAUGUGAUGAAGAAAGCUUAAAUGUCCUUCCAAAGGUGAUAGACACAGUGAGGAAACAGGUUGUUCGCAGGAGGAUUAUUUCAGAAGGAUUUAGAGUUGAUGGGAGACAUCUUGAUGAAGUCAGGCCUUUGCAUUGUGAGGCCGGUAAUUUACCUAUAUUGCAUGGAUCAUCACUUUUUUCUCGUGGAGAUACUCAGGUUCUCUGUACCGUGACACUUGGAGCACCUGGAGAUGCUCAACGCUUGGAAUCCUUGGUUGGACCACCAACAAAGCGCUUCAUGCUGCACUAUAGUUUUCCACCAUUUUCAAUUAAUGAAGUUGGCAAACGAGUUGGUUUGAACAGGCGUGAAGUCGGGCAUGGAACCCUUGCGGAGAAGGCUCUGCUUGCUGUUUUGCCUCCUGAAGAUGAUUUUCCAUAUACUGUUCGUGUCAAUUCUGAAGUCAUGGCAUCUGAUGGUUCAACAUCAAUGGCAACUGUUUGUGGAGGUAGUAUUGCUUUGAUGGAUGCUGGCAUUCCAUUACAAGAACAUGUAGCUGGUGUUUCUGUGGGUCUUGUUAGCGAAGUUGAUCCAUCAACUGGUGCAAUCAAGGACUACCGAAUAGUGACUGAUAUUUUGGGCCUUGAAGAUCAUUUGGGGGACAUGGAUUUCAAAAUAGCUGGAACACGUAAUGGAAUUACUGCGAUUCAGUUAGAUAUAAAACCUGCUGGAAUUCCUUUAGAUAUCAUUUGUGAGAGUUUAGAGCAUGCACGUAAAGGCCGCCUUCAAAUCCUUGAUCACAUGGAACAAGAGAUCAGUGCACCACGUACUGAAGAUGACAGGAACCGUCCUCGAAUAGCUACAAUGAAGUUCAGCAAUGAUGUUCUUCGUCAGCUAAUUGGUCCUCUUGGUGCUGUUAAGAGAAAAGUUGAAGAGGAAACAGGAGCUCGAUUGUCCAUUAGUGAUGGUACACUUACUAUUGUUGCCAAGAAUCAGAGUGUAAUGGAGAAGGCUCAAGACAAGAUUGAUUUCAUAAUUGGCCGUGAAAUUGAAAUUGGUGGAGUUUAUAAGGGUAUUGUAACUUCAAUAAAAGAAUAUGGUGCCUUUGUUGAGUUCAAUGGUGGCCAGCAAGGUUUGCUACAUAUUUCUGAGUUGUCACAUGAACCGGUCUCUAAGGUUUCAGAUGUAGUAUGUGUGGGUCAGCAGCUCUCUUUGACGUGCAUAGGGCAGGAUGUUCGUGGUAACAUUAAAUUGUCCCUUAAAGCAACUUUACCUAACCCGGGGCAAUCCGAGGCAAAAAAUGUGGUUGAAGGAUCUGUUCCUGCCAUGAGCAAGACGCCUAAGGUUUGGGCCUCAGUUGAGAGUGUGUCUAAUGAACUAGAUGAACUCAAACCUGUGGCUGAGUUGCUGGUGAAUAGAGGUGUGGUCAAUUCUCCGUCAUCAUCACCAGCAUUUCUAAUACGUAGCGUUGCAGAGUGUGAUGAACAGGAAAAAUCUACCGGUCUGAAUGAGGCUUCCAAAAUAACAUCUAAAACCUCCCGCACUUCAAAAAGUAAUAGGAAGUCAAAAACAAAUCCACCCAAAAAUGAUGACUCUCAUUCAUCAUUUUCUAGUUCUGAUAUCUUUUCACAUACUGAGGAUAGUUCGAAUAAUGAUGAGGAUGAAGGUAAGACUCCCGUGACUGCGAGAAAUUUGAAACUUGGGACAAAGGUUACUGCCAAAGUCUACCAAAUUCGUACACAUGGGCUGGUACUUGAUUUGGGUGGUGGAGUUCGUGCUAUGUAUCGGUUUGAGGCAAAUGGCAAGAGGGACUUUGAGUUGGGUGAUGAGCUACGAGUGAAGUGUACAAGCUUUUCCAGCAAGGGGGUCCCAGUAAUGUCCUUGGUGGACGCAUACUAAUCAUCGGAUUAUGUAGUUUAAUGGCCAAAUAAACACUGACGGUAGAAGUUAAAGUUGAAGAAAUUCGUGUAGCAGCAGCGGAUGGAUAUCGAAAAUUGAUAGACGCUCUGCAUGUUCACAUGUAGCUGGACGAGCCUUGUUAACUAACCUGAUAAUUGAUAUGGCCUUGGUUUGAACAAGCCUUCGUCAUCUGGCUAAAAGUUGCUGAUGGUGGUGCUUAUUUCAAGAUUGUUGUUGUUAUAUUUGGAGCAUUUCUGUUAAAAAAAAACUGCGGCGUUUUGAUCUGUUGCUCUGACCUGAAAAUUUUGGUAGCUAGAGUUAGCGAGACACAUGGCUUUAAAUUCAUUUUUUAAAGUUCCUAUAUUGGAAGGGGAGAAUUUUACUUGGUUUAUGAGCCGCCUUUUAUCUUGUACAAAUUCGAGUAUCGGUCGAUGAGCCUGCCUAUAUAAUUUAUUUAUUUAUUACUUAAA